AACAAACAAACAGUUCUUGGAGAACAAAGGCAGCUCAAAAUUUUUAACCAAGGUUUCUUUGAAUAUGUCACAUGCAAAUAAAGAAAAAGAAGACUUUUUCGAAGAAGGAAAAAAAUAUAAAAAGAAGCAGAAAAGGUUGAGCAUUAAAAAUACAAAUGUGACAACUCAACUGAAUGAACUGGAAACAGUUUUCAUAAUAUCAGUUUUGGAAUCCCUCAUUGAAAUGUUAAAGGUUUUGAGUCAAUCAAAUGACAAACCUUUAGUUUAUAAGGAAACAACAUAUAUCACUUUGGAAGAUAGAUUGGGUAAAUUUUACCAGGAGCCACCUCUUAUUGACCAGGAAACCAAUGCUCCUGUAGAUCUGGAUUCAAAAGAUGCAAAGUUUAGAAAAAUUCAGAAAGAACUGGCUUAUUUGAAGGGUAUGAUAACAAAAACCAUAGAACAUCUUACCCUGAAAGGAAACUACACAGCACUAGAAGACUUUGUAGUUUUUGAAAUUUUUAAACAAAUGGAAGAGGAUGAAUUGCUUCUCCAAGAGAAAAAAAUUCAGCAAACCUUAGUUAAUAUAAAAGCAGAUAUAGUAAGACAGAAAGAACUGUUUGAUGAAAAAACCCUUGAUCUGGACCAACAGCUUGCUACAAUGAAGGAUGAAGUAUUCCGCGUAUUACUAACAAGUAACAUUGAGGCACGAUAUAUUGAUAAGUGGGAAACCGCACGAGCUGAUCAACACUUUUAUCAAUGUGCAAGAAUGGAGAAUAAAUUGAAAGAGACACUUGCUAAAGUUAAAUUAGAAACAGACAAUGAGACCCAAGCGCACAAGAACAUCGUUAAUUUCCUUAAUCAAGAAAUAAAACGACUGGGGUGUGAAUGUGAGGCAUGGUUACUGAAGUUAAAACAAGAAUCAGACAAAGCUGAUGUUGAAAUCAAACAUGCCAAAGAAGUUUUGGAAGGCUUGAGAAAAACGAAACAAGAAACAACAGACCUAUUCGAGUUCCGGCAGGGCCAGCUGCUGGAGCGUGAGCAGGAGAAGGAGCGCCUCCGCCGCGAGGAGGAGAUGCAGGUGCUGCGCACGGCCAUGGCCAGGCGCAUCCAGGGCUGGUGGAGGGCCAUCCUGCUGCGCCGCCGCCUCCGGGCGCUACGCCGCAAGGCCAAACCCAAGGGCAAAUAGACUCGUAGUCACUGCCUGUCGCGGGCCUGGUAGUUCAGGAGCUUGUGCACCCACAUAACUAUAAGUAGGGACCGCUUUGGCAUCUACUGCUUGGCUCUUUCUGACAAUAGUUACGUCCAUGCACUCAUUUUGUCAGUGUGUUCGUUUACAGUUAGCUCAUAAAUGGCUACAUCACUGUCUCUUGGACAGUGAUCUCUGUCCAAGAGACAGUCACUGUCAGUCUCUCAUCACGCAGAAUUUCAUUCAUUUGUUUCCCGACCUGUGAAAGUGGUUCCUUCUUAGAGUAAUUUCUCUAUAUCUACAUGCAUUGCUAAAUGUGAAGUACUUUUACUUCUAUGAAUGGGUAAGUGCAACUUGGGGUGCUGGCAUGAAAUCCUUCACUAAUCAAAAGUAGUUUAAUGACUGAUCUUCAGUGUGACGCGAAAUAGACCAUGCAAUCUAUUAGCCAAUACAGCCAAUAGCCAGUGCUCGGCUGAAAGGUUAAGCGGUAUUUAUUGGCUACAUGUUUGAAGCACAGAAUAUUCACAAUUUUACAGAAAAUAAAUGUAUUGUAUUCAAAGCACAAUAUUUUGUUAAUUAGAGAUAAUAUAUUGGCUACUUAACUAAAUAAACUACAUUUAAACUCUGGUCUUGACCUAUUUUAUGAAGAAAACCAGGCUAUUACAAAUUCAAUUUUCAAGUAAGUACAGACGAUAAGUUACAGUUAGAAUGGACC
Messenger RNA from Gryllus bimaculatus (two-spotted cricket), 1883 nucleotides. NCBI's taxonomy places the organism in Eukaryota, Metazoa, Arthropoda, Insecta, Orthoptera, Gryllidae. The record is from the annotation of a GenBank genome assembly.